AUGAAAGGACGGCAUCUGCGACGGCGGUUCAGUCUGCAGCCGUCGUUUAUGAAGGACGACUCAACCGAGGAACGGCCAAAGCGAGAAAAGCCUCUGAAGAAUGAUGAAAACUCCAUAAGCUCCAACGUGCGACACAAGAUUGUCAUGAUGGGCGCGGCAAAGGUGGGCAAAAGCUCGCUUAUCACACAGUUCCUGUACAGCAGCUUUUCGCCAAAGUACAAGCGCACAGUUGAAGAGAUGCAUCACGGUCACUUUUCGGUUGGUGGCGUAAAUUUGACGCUCGACAUUCUCGAUACGGCAGGAUCCUAUGAGUUCCCGGCGAUGCGCGCGCUCUCAAUCUCAUCAGCGGAUGCAUUCAUCCUGGUGUACGACGUCACCGACACUGUCACGUUCGAGGAAGUGAAAGCGAUACGUGAACAAAUUCACGAGAUCAAAUCCACGACGGCGGUGCCGAUUGUGGUUGUUGGCAACAAGACGGACCUAAGUGACGACGACGAGGAUCUGCGGCAGGUGGCACGUGACACGACCGAAUCCAUGGUAACGGUGGACUGGGAAAACGGUUUCGUUGAAGCAUCAGCAAAACUAAAUCGAAACGUGACUCAGAUUUUCAAAGAGUUGCUGGUGCAAGCGAAAAUUACGUACAAUCUAAGUCCAGCGCUUCGGCGAAGACGACGCCAGUCACUACCCCAACAGGCUAGCACUGGAGGAACUGGAGCUCCACCGACGCCCCAAGCUUCACCAAGCGUACACGUUCCAUCCGUUGCCCAGUUGCAGCACUUGCAGCAAAUUCAGGACAAAAGUCUGGGAGGCAAACGCAAUUCAUGUAUUCUUUCCUAA
Anopheles nili is the source of this 837-nucleotide messenger RNA. Its product is annotated as ras-related protein Rap1. Gene Ontology annotation, molecular function: GTP binding; GTPase activity. The record is from RefSeq and is a predicted model, not a curated record. Lineage: Eukaryota; Metazoa; Arthropoda; Insecta; Diptera; Culicidae. The transcript has 5 exons. Bases 1 to 837 code for a protein of 278 amino acids.